CAUUAGCCAAAUAUGGAUAUGAUUCUGGUUGGUAUUUUGACUAAGAACCGACUAGCUAAGAGUGUUCAGUGUUCGAACAAGAACUUGGAAUUAUACAAAGCUCCUGUAAUAUAUAUUGUCAUCGAGUAAGGAAGGGUCCCGAUACAUGAACGUAGUAUAAACACCUUAAAUAAUCACUGAUGAAACUAAAAGCUGGAAGAGGACUACCUGACAAGUAACUACUUAUUAUUAAGUUUGCGCUACUGGUCUCUGACAGUGCGUCUAGAGUUUAAUUCUUUCUUGGAAAACAGCUGAAACAGAGGGAUUAUUUCUUGAGGAAAGCACUGCCGGCCAACACGCUGCGUCAACAACAGGCUUGUCAGUGUCACCUCCUCUAACAACCAUUGACAUCGACUUCAGAAGCUAGUCCAUCGUCAAGGAAGAGGUACUGUACUCUAGCGAAGGUGUGCCUACUAAUACACGUCAAAAAUGAAUAACUCUAGCGGAUUCCCACCAAUGACAUUGAUGCCCCUACCUGAGGUGAUUGCAUGGUGUUCGGCAUACGUUAUCGUUGACGCACUAAUCGUAAUCGGCAACGCACUUACCCUGGCUGUCUUCUACACCAAUAAACGUCUAUUGCGCAUGCGCGCCAAUUAUUUCCUGGUCAAUCUGGCCAUAGCAGACCUGUUCGUUGGGAUCAUUGCAGUACCAAUAUUUACAUAUUACCUGGCCGCCGCAAGUAAACGAGGGCAUGUCGUCUGGAACGAGUAUCCGUACCAGAUCGCCAAAGUCUUGGAUAUUUUCAUUGGUUGUGCGUCUAUCUUUACUCUUGCGAUUAUUGCACUAGAGAGAGCAUUUUCUGUCUGUUUUCCUCACGUCCACAGAGGAAUUGGAAAGAAAUCUUACAUGAAUAUGAUUGCUGUUGUGUGGGUUCUAUCAUUUCUAAUGGCUGUUCUACGAACCUUGUUCAUCGCAGAAGAAAUUGGCUUCAACGUGUUCUUCUACUUCCUAAUCGUUUCAUUCUGUAUUUCGAUCAUUUUAAUCUGCAUCAGUUAUCCAGUAAUAGGUAUACGGAUGAAUUACCGAUUCGCGAACGUCGAGAAACACAGAAAAAAGAACGAUCACGACCGUCGUCUUGCUCUCAUGUUGUUUAUUGUCACAACGAUUUUCAUCUUUACAUGGCUGCCCUUCCACAUCUUGAACGUCGUUACAUUUUUCUGUAGAUCCUGCAGAAGUAUGCCCAACGAACUUCCCUACAUUAUUAAACUGCUUCACUAUGGUAACUCCUGCGUCAACCCCAUCAUCUAUUCAUACUUGGUUCCUGAGUUCAGACGAACUGUUAUCAAGUUGUUUUGUGGUAAGAAUAAAAGGAAAGCGUAUGCUUCGACGCAGCUAUCAUGAAAAUUAUUACAGACGCAUGAAGAUAUUCUGCUUAUAACGAGAGAUGAACGACAACUGCUUAAAAACAAAUCUUGAAAUAUAUGAGUUUGUUUAUUCUGGCUGAAAUGUGAAAAACUGAGCUGAGAAAAUACGCUGACUAUGUUGUCUUCUCUUGAGCCACGCUUGUCAUUGUGAGUUAACCUUGAUAUGAUGCUAUUUUAAUUAUCCUAUAAAACACUGCAUGCCAUGAAGGAAUGGAAAUGGUGGUCUUUGCGCAUGUAAAAAAUAUUUUUGAAGCAGUCAUAAGAGUAUACAAAAAUUUUGAUCAGGCCAACGGCCACAAUGAAGAAUGUAACUAGCUAAUCACGUGACUAUACCUGUACAUAAUGUACAUAAUUGAUCACUACAUAUGUAUAUAUGUAUACGAUAAAUUGUUUAGAAACAA
Actinia tenebrosa (Australian red waratah sea anemone) is the source of this 1804-nucleotide messenger RNA. Its product is annotated as adenosine receptor A2a. Gene Ontology annotation, cellular component: plasma membrane. The record is from RefSeq and is a predicted model, not a curated record. Gene Ontology annotation, biological process: G protein-coupled receptor signaling pathway. Gene Ontology annotation, molecular function: G protein-coupled receptor activity. NCBI's taxonomy places the organism in Eukaryota, Metazoa, Cnidaria, Anthozoa, Actiniaria, Actiniidae.